This is a messenger RNA of Ctenopharyngodon idella (grass carp), 1803 nucleotides long. RefSeq lists its product as uncharacterized. The transcript is spliced from 2 exons. Bases 1 to 1410 code for a protein of 469 amino acids. NCBI's taxonomy places the organism in Eukaryota, Metazoa, Chordata, Actinopteri, Cypriniformes, Xenocyprididae. The record is from RefSeq and is a predicted model, not a curated record.
AUGCCUGAAGUCCCCUCAGAGGAGCCCGAAGAUGACAGUGGUUUUGACACGACUGUGUGCCAUGCAGCUGAUCUUAGGGCUGGUGACUCUGACCCUUCAGUAGCUGUCGUGGAGGCCCAGGUGACCAGUCAGGUGGGUGACACUGGACCCAAAUCCCCUGAUGAGGAGUCAACAGAUAAGGCAGGGCCUAAUGUAGUGGCAGGCAGCAGCUCAGAGGAGGCAGGGACAUCACAGGGAAAACAGGGGGUGAAGUUUUCUCUGUGUAGUGUGGUUGUGGAGGCAGAGAAGUUCUCCGAGCACCUCUCUGACCACCACGCUGAAGAGAGGUGUGACACCUGUGGGGCCAGGGUCCAGGGUGCUGUUGGACUCCUCCAACACAUUGAGUCCAACCAUUAUGGGGCCCUGUUGGCUCCACGUGUCAGCCCUUCAAAAAGUCCCACACCAUCUCCACAGCUGGCGCCACCUCUGCAGCACUUGCCGUCUCCACUGCCAGCAUCAGUGUCUCCAUCCCUGCAGCCCACUCCAUCCCCACGCCACUCUCCAGCUCUACAGCCCUCACCACCACCACCACGGCCCACUCCGUCCCCACGGCCCACUCCAUCCCCACGCCACUCUCCAGCUCUACAGCCCUCACCACCACCACGGCCCACUCCAUUCCCACGCCACUCUCCAGCUCUACAGCCCUCACCACUACCACCACGGCCCACUCCGUCCCCACGGCCCACUCCAUCCCCACGCCACUCUCCAGCUCUACAGCCCUCACCACCACCACCACUACGGCCCACUCCAUCCCCACGCCACUCUCCAGCUCUACAGCCCUCACCACCACCACAGCCUACUUCAUCCCCACGGCCCACUCCACCCCCACACCACUCUCCAGUUCUACAGCCCUCACCACCACCACCACGGCCCACUCCAUCCCCGUGGCCAUCUCCAUCCCCACGCCAAUCUCCAGCUCCACAGCCCUCACCACCACGGCCCACUCCGUCCCUGCAGCCCACUCCAUCCUCACAUCCAGCACCCUCACUGCCCACACCACCUCUGCCUCAGGCUGUUACUGAUUGGGAAAGCUUUCUUCUUAGUCAGUUCAAGAGAGUCCUCCAGCCAGCAGAUUGGGUGUGGAUUGCCAAGUGCCUCUAUGAGCCCACAGGACAGCUGAGGCAGAAGAUCCAGGAGAACUGGUUUUAUCCACCGAUGCAGCCCAAGCCGUCUCCUCCUGAGCCCGGGUGGUACUUCCGACAGAGGAUGUUCUUGUGGGCACCAAUGAGGAUGUGGGGCAUUCCUCUUAAAUGUCCACAGUGUGGCCGUAAGAUGCACCAUUCAGGGAUCUACCCGAAGGUCAGGGAGGUGAUCGACAUGGAUAGCCGCUACUACCUGGUGGGUGGAGACUAUCCACGCUGCAGUGUAUGACGGUUGCCAGUAUGCCCAUGGAGCAUUUUACAACUGGAUGUGGCAAACAGGACACUGUUUCCAGCAGUGCUGACCACUCAGCUAGCCCUAGACAGGACAUGUGUGACCUUCCUCAGGCCAAGGACCAGCGGCAACAGUUCCUCCUACCUCCAGUCAGCAGUAGAGGAAGUCCACAGUGAGGAGUGGGCACGACGGACCAUCCAGUACCUCUCUGACUGUGAGCAUCAUUUUAGAAAGGUUGCCCUGGUCCAAUCUGCAACGGCACCUUCCUUUUCUGCACCUGCACCCUUCAGGCCGCUUCCACUCGCCCAGUGGUUUGAGACUGUCCACUCCAACGACAUCCUCAGCCACGUGGACGAGAUGAAGGGGGUGAUUACCUCCACCUAUGGCCGA